Molecule: messenger RNA, 597 nt
Organism: Peronospora matthiolae
Lineage: Eukaryota; Oomycota; Peronosporomycetes; Peronosporales; Peronosporaceae
Source: the annotation of a GenBank genome assembly
AUGGCCACUAUGCAGAACAUGAAAUGUGUGGUCGUUGGUGACGGUGCGGUGGGGAAGACGUGCGUGCUCAUUUCGUACACGACCAACACGUUCCCGAGCGAGUACAUCCCGACGGUGUUUGACAACUACAGCGCCAACGUGAUGGUAGACAGCCGGCCGAUCAAUCUGGGGCUUUGGGAUACGGCCGGACAGGAGGACUACGACCGGUUGCGGCCACUUAGUUACCCACAGACGGAUGUGUUCCUCGUCUGCUUCUCCGUCGUCAGCCGUGCUUCGUUUGAGAACGUCAAAUCGAAGUGGGUGCCCGAGAUCCGCCAUCACGCACCAGGGGUGCCGUUUAUCCUCGUUGGCACGAAAUCUGAUCUCCGUGAUGAUGGAGAGACGCUGGCAAAGUUGCGAGAGAGGAGGCUCGCUCCGAUCAGUCAAGAGCAGGGCGAGGCGCUCAAGACCGAGCUCGGCGCGUAUGUCUACAUCGAGUGCUCGGCUCUGACGCAGAGGGGACUGAAGCUGGUCUUUGACGAGGCGAUUCGAUGUGUCGUCACAAAUCAGCAGAACCCCAGGAACCACAAAAAAACGUUCAAGUGUUCGAUCUUGUAG